AAGCAUCACCAACCUCAUCAUCAUCAUCGUCGUCGUCAUCAUCAUCUCUCUCUCUCUCUCUCUCUCUCUUGCACACGUACGCGCACUCUCGAUCUUGACUUUUUGCCAGAAGGCCAUUCGAGAGAGAGGGGCUCGUGGGAUCGCGGGCUCUGGGUCAAUGGAGAGAUUGCCGGAGGAGCUCUGUUCCAAGAUAUUCUGCCUGCUGGAUCACCAGAACCUCGCCGCUGCUCUCCAAGUUUGCAGAAAAUGGAAAGUCAUGGCCUCAGCCGAUGCCCUUUGGAGUAACUUGUUCAGGGAGAGAUGGGGUGAAGAUCGCGCUGCCUUCUAUGAUCCCACCGACUCGAAGUCCUGGAAAGAGGUGUAUGAGGUGCAGGACCGUUGUGACCGUGUCGGACUGGGACUGAAGAUAAUCAGGGAAGGCGGUGAUUACUUUAUCGUUCAUCAAGGUGAAAUUCAACGUCAUCUAGGUUCAAGGACCCCUUGCCCGCGAGGUUCUAAAAGACAUCAAAAUGGGGAAGAAUUGAUGCAUGAGGAGGCAUCUAGUCGAUGCCGAAGUAUUCUUGACAAUAUCCUGUUCUUCAUUGGGGACUUGGAAGUGGCUUCCACGGAUGCAAAACGCCGUCGGGUGCUAGAAUAGCAUUUAUGUUCAUUUGUUUAUGACAUUAUCCUGUUUAUUGUAUCUAAGCCUUGAUGUAGAAUCCACUCACUUUGAUUUAUAAGCGAGGAGGGUGUCUUGUGUUGUGCAUUCAUUGCCUGAUGUAGAAAGGCCUACGUAGAUAUGUGUUUACCUUGCAUUUCAUUUCAAACUGACGGAUUUUAUUGAUUCUAGCUCA
Messenger RNA from Eucalyptus grandis, 833 nucleotides. RefSeq lists its product as uncharacterized. Gene Ontology annotation, molecular function: protein binding. Gene Ontology annotation, biological process: SCF-dependent proteasomal ubiquitin-dependent protein catabolic process. The coding region runs from base 158 to 637 and encodes 159 amino acids. The record is from RefSeq and is a predicted model, not a curated record. Gene Ontology annotation, cellular component: SCF ubiquitin ligase complex. NCBI's taxonomy places the organism in Eukaryota, Viridiplantae, Streptophyta, Magnoliopsida, Myrtales, Myrtaceae. The transcript is spliced from 3 exons.